GUCGGAUGAGGCAAGGGGGGACGGUCUACGCACUUCGCUGUUCGAGGUUGAGGGCUCGGGGCGCUCCAUCCCCUGGGGACACGCUAGGAAGGCCGGGCUCCGCGUUGCGCUUGUUUGGAAUACCUGUACAAGAUGUUGAGCUUGGCAGUUCGAGGCGGCGUUGCUCCUUGGCACCUGACCGCCAUCAUCACCCUCCUGCUGGCGAUGAAGGCGAACUCGGAGAUCUUAUACGCCGAAACUGCGCCGAUGCCAUACAGCGUGUGGGCAGCCGACCUGUUACCGGGCUAUGUGCUUAACCCAGCCAUCAGGAAUGGACGGUCGUGCGUGUGUAAACAGAAGAAUCUGGCAGCGUUUAUGCAGUCUUCUUAUGGGCUCGCGUCAGAUGCCUUGACCGUUGGAGGACUCGCGAGCGUUGCUCAGCCACAAUCUUCCUUCGACUACUUCUACCUCACGCCGCCCCCGAUCAACCUCGUCCCAGCUGCUGUAACGACGCAAACAACUACAACUACGGCAGAGGCGACGACUACAACAACUACACCCAAAGCAACGACUACAACAACUACAUCUACUACAACAACUACGCCAGAACCGACGACUUCAACAUCAUCUACAUCUACAACAUCAACUACAACUUCAUCUACAUCUACAACGUCUACAACAACUACUACACCUGAAGCAACGACUUCAACAACUACAUCUACAACAUCCACAACAUCUACAACGUCAACUACAACUUCAUCUACAUCUACAACGUCUACAACAACUACAACGCCUGAAGCAACGACUUCAACAACUACAUCUACAACAUCCACAACGUCUACAACAACUACAACACCUGAAGCAACGACUUCAACAACUACAUCUACAUACAUCUACAACAAUACAUCUACAACAACUACUACAUCCACAACGUCUAACAACAACUACACAAAGCAACGACUCUACAACAACAUCUACUACAACUCAUCACAUCUACAACGUCUACAACAACACCUGAAGCAACGACUUCAACAACACAUGAACAACGACUCAACAACUACAACAUCACAACUCUACUUCUACAACAUCAACUACAUCAUCUACAACGUCUACAACAACUACUACCACACCUGCUGCAUCAAGCUCAGGUAA
This is a messenger RNA of Penaeus vannamei (Pacific white shrimp), 1131 nucleotides long. The record is from RefSeq and is a predicted model, not a curated record. Lineage: Eukaryota; Metazoa; Arthropoda; Malacostraca; Decapoda; Penaeidae.